GGGGGAGAGCCAGUUUGUUUACAUGCAGCUCUCCCAUCUUGGACAGGGUCUCCACCUAGGAAUGCCCUUCAUAAAUAAUAGAUGAGAAAACCCCAUUCUCCCAGCUGACCCUUCAUCGCCUUGGAGCUGCGGACGUGCCAAGGACGAUGAACUCCCAGAAGGAACACCCAACCUAGUCACUUCCCGACCCUUCCUCUCCCUCCAGGCAAACCUUGUCAACCUCGGUAACAUCCUCCCUUCUACCCCAUCCCCCAUCCCCCCCCCUACUCUCUACACUGGAUUGUCAUCCUGAAACUGAAUCAUUCCCAGCCCAGUAACCUCAAGUGUCUGGACCAAGCAUCGAGGAAAGAUACCUCGCGCUCGUUGGGUUGCUCUCGCCACUCCCCUUUUUUUAUUGUACUCUGAACUUUUGUUGCUCUUCGCUAUUUGUUGUGAUUGGAUGUAGUGUUCUUGUCAAAAGUUUUUUGUGUUUGUUUGUUUAUUUAUUAAUCAUCCCCUUCUCAUAUAUUUUUUUCCUUUUUUUUUCUUUUUUUCUUUUACUCAUAUCUCCUUCCUCCCUACAUUCUUAUUGUUGAGCAUUCCUUUAUGUGUGUUUGGUUGUUUUAUGGUUUGUAGAAAAAAUUCAAAGUUUUAUGAAUCUAGUCAACUUUUGUCUUCUAUAAGUUCUUUAUAGAUGUUUUAUUUUUAUAAUUUUAUUUAGAUGUUAUGGUCACUUUAGAAUAUCCUUGUGUUAUACAUGAUGGAAAAGUUACCCAAAGUUCCCUCACGGUCCAACUCUCCUGUCAAGAGUGGCCGCAAGGGGGACCACAAAGUACAGUUUUCUGACCAGUCUGACCUCCGACUCAGAGGUCAGAAAGUUUGUGGUAAGCCCCCUGAAGUCCCUCGGGCACCACCAUACAGCCGGAGUAGCAGUAGGCUCAGUGGAAGUAGCAGUGUAAGUAGCAGCAGUAGCUGCUCCAGUAAUAGUAGGCUUAGUAGCGGUGGUGGUAGUAGUUCUGCUUUGGAUCGCCCCUGUAGUCGAGGUGGGGACUCCACAAAAUGGACAUCCUCUCUGGACCGUAAGCGUUCAGGUUCGCUUAGAAGCAAGACCUCUGAACGUCAGCCAAAAAGUGACAUUAACAGGAGCCAUUCACUAGACCGCAGAAGAGCUGAAAGCUCCCGGCGUGAAAGUGCAAGCCCAAGUCACUCCAGCACAGAGAGAAAGAGGAGGGACUGCGAAGGCAAAGAUAGUCAGAACAAGGAGAAGAAACCCAAAACAAAGACCACAGGAAUCUCUCACAGCAGGAGCUACUCGGGGGAACGUCCCAGGCUUCCCAACAGACAAAAGUUAACCCCACCCACUUUGAGUCAGAACUGGAAGAAUGAUAUAUCAAAAAAAGAGAAUCUAAUAGAACAAAAAGUUGGUCUUCAUGAUGAUGACAAAACCACCAGCAAGUCCCUGGGGAACAUCCCUAUGGAGUGGGCUGAGCGCAUGAAACGCUCAACUUCACGGAGCCCUCAAAGGAGCCUCAACAUGGGAGAUGGACAUGUCAAAGAGGACAAGGAAAAUGAGAAGAAAGAAAAGACGAAAGGAGACCACAAGGCUUCAGAUAAAAAGGAAAGAGGAAGAUCACUAAAGAGGGAAAACAGAAGCAGCAAAUCAAGCACAAAGCAUAAACAUGAUGAUGUAAUAACAAUUGAUGGAGAUGUAAUGUGGAUGGGCAGUGGUAGCAGAAAGACCGGCUACUUGCUGUUCAACUACGCUAACCUGGAAGAUCCUCCCAAAGAUCUCACUGCCAAGAAGUACACAAUGUCCUACAAGUUUUCACAGGCGGAUUCCAAACUUAUUCGCUUGAUAUUGGAUGCGCAUGGAUUUACUGAAGUGGAUAGCAACAGCACUUUUUUUAAUCUGUACUGGGGAAAUGCCCACUUCAACCCAAAUGAGAUCAGACAGUUGCAGGAUUGGCAGAAAGUUAACCAUUUUCCAAGAUCCUCAGAACUCACAAGAAAGGACCGACUUUACAUGAACAUCAAACGCAUGCAGCGGCAGUUUGGGGUCAAGAUCUUUGACUUCAUCCCCACCAGUUUCAUUCUACCCACUGAAUACCGAGACUUCUGCGACACUCACCUCCGUGAAAGAGGAACCUGGAUUGUAAAGCCUGUAGCAUCAUCACAGGGCAAGGGGAUUUACCUGGUGAAUCAGGUUGACCAAGUCCCGGCAGACGAAACUUCCCUUGUGUGUAGAUAUAUUGAAUCACCACUACUCGUGGAUGGUUACAAGUGUGAUCUACGGCUUUAUGUAGGUGUAACUUCAUUGGAUCCUCUAGUCGUUUACCUUUAUGAGGAGGGACUGGUGAGGCUUGCAACUGUCAAAUAUCAGCAUGGCAAGAACCUCUGGAAUCCAUGCAUUCAUCUAACAAAUUACUCUGUCAACAAAUUCCACUCCAAUUAUGUUCAGAAUGAAGACCCUGAGGUGGAUGACCGUGGCAACAAGUGGUCCCUGAGUGCCUUCUUGCGUCACCUCAAGAGCCAGGGUAUAGACACGGGGGCAGUGAUGCGCUCAGUUGAAGAUGUGAUCAUCAAAUCCCUCCUUGCAGCCUCUUACCAGAUGAACACUGCAACAAAUAUGUUCGUUCCACACACUAGAAAUUGCUUUGAGCUCUAUGGAUUUGACAUCCUCAUUGACAGCCAACUGAAACCAUGGGUGUUGGAAGUCAACUUAUCUCCGUCUCUCAACAUUGAUCAGCCUUUAGACUUGAAAAUCAAGUCAGCCAUGUUAGCAGACCUCUUUUCUCUUGUUGGCAUCCAAGUCUGCAAUCCUUAUACAGCCAAAGUUUCUUCGCGUCCCUCUAUUUUCCGCAAAUUGCCGUCCUUGCGUUACUCCACGGAUGUGUAUGAGAGGAACCAGUAUGGUCGAAACACUCCGAUAGUGCCAACUGCCGAGGAACUGCGCAUUGUACGCCAGGUUCGUGAAGAAUAUGAACGACGGGGUGGAUGGGCACGGAUAUACCCUUCUCCUGAUUCCUGGGCCCUCUAUGGGGGUUUGCAGGAAUAUGAUAGUCCACUCAACUUGAUCCUGCACUACCACCUGUAUCCUCAGAUCCAGCGGACAAAUAGAUACAGCCGUGUGGCGCCUGGCAGAGUGUCCGGUGUGUCUAGUAGCGGGUUAGCAUCAUCCCUUGAGCGGCUAAGCUGUUAUGAACGGGGUUUACCCAAGGGCCUCUCAUUCUUCAAGAACAAGAAAAACCUGGGUUCACACAAGAAAGAGGACAAGUCACUCUGUCGCGACAUGAAGCAAGUCAAGGCUAACAUCAUGAAAGCUUUGGAGAAUGGACUUGCCCUCAGCAAGUACCAGGCACGCAUGGCAUUUUCUGUAUACCUACAACAUGUUCAGCGUCGACUGAUGAUAGGUUGCGAUGAAGAAAAGCAGACGGAUCUUGUGUAUCGUUUUCUGAAGUCAGCAACGCGCACUCUUCAUGCUCCUCUGAAUAUUCAGAAUCCAAGUAAAAGCCUUCCAUCAGAGGCUCGUGCUGUUGUCAUCUCUAAACAGUUAGGUGACUUCAUUCAGGCUUACACCAAGGAGACGCACAUAUACUUGGAUCAAGGGGCAUCCUCGUCUUGCUCCUCCCUAUCCUCCCAGUGCCCGACCUCAGUUGCUACUUCUUCGGAGCCAUCCACGCCAUAUGUCACGUCUCCGCCAUCCACUUCUACACUGUCCAUUAACUCUCCAACUGCUGGAUCCAUGAGUGCCUCAACUUCAUCCAUCAACAAUGCACCCCUCUCUGUCUCUGGCUCGACAACCUCUGUCAACACUCAGCCUCCUGGGGCUGACUCAGGUGCAGUAGCAGAGGCAACCAGCCCAGAGCACAUCAAAAAGUCUGACUCCUCAGCCUCCAUCACAAGUCCUCCCCCCGUCAGAAAGUCCCAGUCCUCCACUGUAGUUUCCUUCAGCUCGUCGUUAACUGCUGAUAGUCCGCCACCUUUCUGUCUCGCUGGCUCUACGACUUCCAUCAAUAGCCCACCUUCCACUGCAUGUUCAGCUUCAUCUGCCUCUGUAGGCAGUCCGCCCUCAGUAUCUGUUACUGGUUCUUCCACGUCCAUCAAUAUCCCGUCUCCAUCAAAGACCCCUUCUUCUGUGUCCAUUUCAUCUAUCACUUCGGCAACAGAUACAGGAGUUGAGAUUUCUACAUUACCUCCAAGAAUAAGAAGGCUCAAAUCAGAUGGUGAUACAGCUGUACCUCCUAUUGAAGGAAAUGGUAGUACAAUGUCAACUAGCAUGGACUCAAGUGAUAUUCAGAAGCAGACCACUGAACAAUCUCAGCUGCUGCAGCAGCAGCAGCAACAGCAACAGAUUAAGGAUGACCACAUCACAAUGGAUUUAUACAGAGCUUUCAUGUCCAAUGCAGGAGAGUCUGAUCUGGAAGAGGUGUUGGCACUGCAGACUCGUUUGCAUAAUUCUGCAGGGGUGUUUCUUGAGGCAACACGGAGGUCCCGUUACAGUGCCUCAUCGCAUUCAGUGUCCUCUCUUUCAUCCACCCACACGCCAGCCUCAUCCACAACUAGCUCAAGGCCACGCACUCCAAAUGCUUCUCCUCAUGGUUCACCUAGAAGAAGUCGGCGUUCUCCGUCUACAGCAGGAAGCCAGCUGAGACAUCACGACCCAGUGACAAGUGAGCCCCAGCCCCAGCCCCAGCAGGAUGAGCAGAUGGCCAAGCAAACUCAGCCACUUGCCACAACUGCUACAGUAGCCUCCAGCACACCUUCAACCACAUCCUCACAUACUGCCACCUCCACUGCCUCCUCAUGCUGUCUGUUCGGCAAUAUCCUCAAAGCCAGUCUGAAAGGGACGAAUACUUCGUUUAUUUCAUGAAAUUAGGAAGAGGUAGUGCUUAACUUGGUAAUAGUGUGUCCUUAGAUAGACUUUUAGGGUUUAACCCCCUAUAUAUUUAUUAUUAUUGAUGUUGUUUAUAUAGGUAAUAUUAUUGUUAUUCUUGUAAUGGUAAUGAAGACAUGAUACUAUUUUUUUUAU
Messenger RNA from Penaeus vannamei (Pacific white shrimp), 5008 nucleotides. Lineage: Eukaryota; Metazoa; Arthropoda; Malacostraca; Decapoda; Penaeidae. The record is from RefSeq and is a predicted model, not a curated record.